UUGAUUUGAGGAGCUGAAUUUUGUGGUUCCUUCUCUUCCCACGGUUUGUGGGGUACAGUGCAGCUGUUGUGGAGACUGCAUCAUGAAAAGAAUCACUGGAAAGAGCCUUGAAGUAUAAUCUUGUAAAUUGUGCUGGUUUCUUACCCUACAGGUGAUGUGAAUAACUUGCAGUUAGGAGGCUGAUGGGGGCUUUCUGUGGCAUUUAUGCUGCUAACAGGGGCUGUACAACAGUUGCUGACAUUUCUCUCUGUGUUUUUAAUCAAUUGCUGUUAAUUGUGUACUGGUGUCAGGAGUUGGUGACAGUGACAGCUGAAAGUUGAUGGUGAGACCUGAGGACUUCAGGAAUUUUGAUCCAUGUGUAUUGAAAUAAAAUCCCAAUAUUGCUGGGUGGAACAUGCCUAGGCUUGUCCGGCCCUAGUGCUCUGGACCAAAGGCAGCAGCUCUGGUGUUUCACCUCAGAGACACCUUUGGCUGGCUGGAAGUUGCAGUUAGGCACUCGGAAUGAGUCCAAGCACGUUAGAAAUUCAGUUUACCUCUAGUGGAAAAGGUUCAGUCAAUGGUGAAGAGGAAAGAGCAGAUUCUGCCGGAGGGUUAAAUCCAGAUUUUUAUUCCAGGGUGACAGAGCUCUGAAUCUUGAUAACAGCUCCAACAGAAUACUGACCGCGUGUCUCCGUGACUUUUAAGCUCACAGGGAGGGGGGAGGGAAAGAAUAGGUGAGCCACCAACCAGGUGGGAGGUGGAGGGUCUCAGGGGACAAUGACACCUGGACAGGCCAGUGACCCCAGGUGUGAGAAGCAUCUUUUGAACAUCUGCCAAUCACACAACGCCCUUGCUGGUAUGUAGAACUUGACGGACAGCGUUUAGGAAGGAGGCAAGGGGGAGGGGAAGGAAGAAUUUGGCACACCUGAGGAACUGGGACAGGAUAUUGCUUCACACCGCAACACAAGUGUUGAGGUAAAUUGGUGAUAAAUGUCAUGGUCUGGAAUUACCUUGUGUAACAGUACUGUCACACCCUCAUGCACUGUUGAGACUUUAUCCACAUCCUGCUUAACUAAUUAACAGGUUUAGGACUUUCUCCUUUUCAACCCUACCCCUGCCUCCCAAUUAGCUAGUGAAACCUAGAGGAGUUAUGGGUGUUUAUGCAGGAAACCCUGGGAAUCUUGCAGGGUUAUUAGUGUUCUUUUCAAAUGAAAAGAAAAAGCUGUUUGUUCUGUAGGGACUGACAUUCACUUCCAGACUUCCAGCUUCCUUUGGUGAAACAUAUCCCAUCUGUCUUUGCUGAAUCAAGCACUGGCCUCUGUCCCACUCCUACUUGAAUUCAAGCUACUGUUCUGAAACUGAAAGCUCUCAGCACAAAGACAGCAGCCAUGAGGAGUGUCCUGGUGUUUGUCUGCCUGGUGGGAAUGGCGUGCACCUUCUCGGUCAAGAGCUGGCUGCGGCAGCCCAAGUUGGAUGACUCAGAAGAUAAUGCGGUUUUCAAGAGCCAGAACCGGCAUUACCUGUACAGAUACAUCUACGUGUAUCCCCUGCAGCAACAGUACCAGAGUAGUGACUCAUCUGAGGAAGAGGGGGAUGGCUCAGAGGAGGAGGAAGAGCAGGAGCCAUUUUAUGCUGGAACCAAGGCAGCUGGACACCCUGCUGGAGCAGCCCCCGAGGACUGCCAAGUUGCACUGGAAGGAGACAUCACAUCCCCCCAGCAGGGCAAGGGUUGCCAAAGGAUCAGGCAGAGAACUGCCAGCAAGGGGGAAGACUCUGAAAAUGAAGACAGUGAUGAGAAAGAGGAGGAAGAGGAGGAAGAAGAAGUAGAUGAGAAUGAGAAUGGUGUCAACGGCACAAGCACCAAUACCACAGAGGGUAUUGGACCUCAUGGCAAUGGCACUGUGGUGGCUGAGGAAGGCACUGGUGAAGCUGAGGAAGAGGAGGAAGAGGACGAGGAAGAAGAAGAAGAGGAAGAAGAGGAGGAGGAGGAAGAAGCUGAAGCCACCACCAUUGCAAGCACUACCAAUGAAGAGGGUCUGACACAGGCAACCACUAUGGAUGGUGGGAGACCCACAGAUGUCACCACAGAGGCCACCACAGCUGGGGAGUUGUGGGAGUAUGAUGUGACAGCCAGGGACCACAGCCGGGGGUAUGAGGGCACCACUGAGGGUGGGUAUGAGGAACAGGAUGAGUAUGCACGCGGGGACAGCUACCGGGCCUAUGAGGAUGAGUACGGCUACUACAAAGGGCACGGGUACGAUGUGUAUGGCCAGGAUUACUACUACAGCCAGUGAGCAUUGGGGACAGCCCUGGUGCUCUCCCUUUCAGCCCCAGCCACUCAGGAAGGUGCAUUCAAAGGCUCCCUGGAGCCACUGCGUGCCAGAGGGGAUGCCAGGCAGCUUGCCGUGUGCAGGCUCCAUCCCUGGCUCCAUCCCAGGCUUUUCUUUUUUGUAUCUUGCAAAGUGAAAUGAAAUGAAAUGAAAUGAAAUGAAAUGAAAUGAAAUGAAAUGAAAUGAAAUAAAGCAACUGAACUGAGCUUGUUGGUGACAAAAGUUUUGCUGCCAAAUU
This is a messenger RNA of Serinus canaria (Common canary), 2547 nucleotides long. RefSeq names its product integrin binding sialoprotein (gene IBSP). NCBI's taxonomy places the organism in Eukaryota, Metazoa, Chordata, Aves, Passeriformes, Fringillidae. The record is from RefSeq and is a predicted model, not a curated record. The transcript is spliced from 8 exons. Gene Ontology annotation, biological process: extracellular matrix organization; ossification; bone mineralization. The coding region runs from base 1368 to 2273 and encodes 301 amino acids. Gene Ontology annotation, cellular component: extracellular region.